AUUUUCAUUUAAAUAAUAAACACUUGACCAAAUUUGAUGAGAGCUUGUAUGCGUUAACUUUCACGUGUCUUUCAACUUUGCUUUCACAUGUUUUGACUCCUGGUCACGCGCUAGGAAGGUUCUCGAGGGUUUACCAACUUUGACAGUUGAUUUCUUAGGGUGAUAGAGCUACGAUACCAUUUAGUUUGUGAUUGAACUAGAGCAAACUCGAGCGAGCGCUUCACUGACUUCACAAGAGCUUUGAAAUGGCGAUUUCCUUUUUAUUUGCUGUCUGUUUGGUUUGUCUUGUGUGUGUUUCUGAAAUUCACUGCAAGUUAGAUCUGCCGGGCAAUGAUGCUGAGUGGGAAAUAUGGAAGAGAAUUUAUGGCAAGAACUAUGAGAACCAGUACGUGGAGAACUAUCGUAAAGCUAUCUGGCAAUCUAACUUGGAGUUCAUCAGAGAACACAAUCAAGGCAAAAGCAAUUUCUCAUUGGGAAUGAAUCAACUCGCAGACUUGACUCCAACAGAAUAUCGUUCACUCAUGCUGGGUGCGAACUAUCCUGGCAAUAAUUCAAGGGAUAGUGGUUCUACCUUCCUACCACCCAGUGAGGUGACUCUACCUGACUCUGUGGACUGGCGCACCAAGGGAUAUGUCACGCCAGUCAAAAAUCAAGGUCAAUGUGGUUCGUGUUGGGCGUUCAGCAGCACUGGUUCACUCGAAGGACAGCAUUUCAAGAAGACAGGUAAUCUUGUGUCGCUUAGCGAGCAAAAUCUUGUCGACUGCUGCAAAACAAAUCAAGGUUGUAAAGGUGGAUGGAUGGACAACGCGUUUGACUAUAUCAAAACUAAUGGUGGUAUAGACACAGAGUCAAGCUAUCCUUACUAUGCACGAGAGUUGGGGUAUUGCUAUUUCAAGCCCUCGAACGUUGGAGCAACUGACACAGGUCACAUGGAUAUCACGAAAUACUCCGAAGCAGAUCUUCAGGUUGCCGUGGCAACGGUUGGCCCAAUCUCCGUCGCGAUCGACGCGAGUCACCAAAGCUUCCAGCUCUACCGUGAUGGCGUUUAUUACGAAUCAACCUGCAGCAGCACCCAGCUUGAUCAUGCCGUAUUGGUGGUGGGGUAUGGUACUUUGAAUGGUGAAGAUUACUGGCUGGUCAAGAACAGCUGGGGCACAGCAUGGGGCAUUGAUGGAUACAUCAUGAUGGCACGGAACUAUAACAAUCAAUGCGGGAUAGCGACAGCAGCAAGUUAUCCACUGGUUUAAUAAAAAAACAGAAAGAAUAUUUUGGAAAUAAUCUGUUUUUAUUGAUUUAGCGUUAGUCAUGUAUUCCUUUUAUCGUAAAUAUCUUGUGCCGUCGUGAUAGUGGGGGAGAAUUUCAGUUUCUUGUGCAUGUCCAAAUCGUUAUAGCUGACUUGACUGAGAAUACCUUGCUCGCAAGUUUGAGCUUAUAGAUGAUGAGGACAUGUUAAGGCAUGUUUAUGUGUUUGUUCCGUCUCUUAUGAAAAAUACAACAUAUCAUAUCAUAUUAUAUCAUAUCAUAUCAACUUUCAAAAUACAUCUUAUCAAAACAGC
Dendronephthya gigantea is the source of this 1556-nucleotide messenger RNA. RefSeq names its product cathepsin L1-like. Gene Ontology annotation, cellular component: lysosome. The record is from RefSeq and is a predicted model, not a curated record. Gene Ontology annotation, molecular function: cysteine-type endopeptidase activity. NCBI's taxonomy places the organism in Eukaryota, Metazoa, Cnidaria, Anthozoa, Malacalcyonacea, Nephtheidae. The coding region runs from base 246 to 1247 and encodes 333 amino acids. The transcript is spliced from 4 exons.